AUGCAAGAUCGCUCCUUCGAAGAGAAGGAGAUGGAAGGAAGGGAAGAUAGUGUGUCGAAGAUGGGGGAUGAUGUCGAAGGAAAUGCCGCACCAGAAGAGGAGUUGCACCUUGAAGAUCUUUCGACUGAAAACGAUAAAUGUAAUGUCGAAGGAGACGAACCAGAAGAGGUGGACAUUGCUGAUACCAUCCUCAAAGCGGAUGGUUCAUCUGAUGGUUUGUGGGGCUCGCAAGAGUGGAUGGCCGCAGUUGAUGAAAUUGAAGGGGGUAUGUGA
This is a messenger RNA of Linum trigynum, 273 nucleotides long. NCBI's taxonomy places the organism in Eukaryota, Viridiplantae, Streptophyta, Magnoliopsida, Malpighiales, Linaceae. The record is from the annotation of a GenBank genome assembly.